Aspergillus calidoustus is the source of this 1654-nucleotide messenger RNA. The record is from the annotation of a GenBank genome assembly. NCBI's taxonomy places the organism in Eukaryota, Fungi, Ascomycota, Eurotiomycetes, Eurotiales, Aspergillaceae.
CACCCAUCCAUCCUCCGCUUCCUGAUUGCGGGGAUCCCAUCGGGACACUGCAUGCAGCCACGCUGGCUACAUUCAUAGCUGUUGGGCAACGGAGUCUUGUUUUCUAGAAGUUAUAUACGGCUUGAGUUUCCAUCCGCCGAGGCCCGCAGAACGGGGGCACGGUGCAAGUGUGAGCUAUAGAUACGAGCGUGCACGUACACAUUCCCGGAACUUUCUCGAACCCGCAGCAUUCCAAGCCGUAUACUCCGUAAUUUCUCCGUCCCCACAGCCGGAUUUGCGGGGAGAUUCUUCAUCCAGAACGGCCAAGGCGGGAGCGUCUCCGCAAAAGAGGUAAAUAAUUUCCGGGAAUCGAGCAGCAGUCGCAAGUGCGGCACCGGUCGUCUAUAUAAUGAGAUGCAUUGACCAGCAAGGUACGGCGAUCAUGGGCCAUCUCUCCGACAGCUAAUCGAACAUGUUACUCUCCACCCUUCUCCCUCUCACCCUCCUCGCCGGAGCUGCGACAGCGCGCCGCGGCUUCGUCACGACCAAGGGGAACAAGUUCCAGCUUGAUGGGAAGGACUUUUACUUUGCCGGUAGUAAUGCGUACUACUUUCCCUUCAACGACAACCAAACAGACGUCGAACUCGGCCUCACGGCCGCCAAAAACGCCGGCCUAAACGUCUUCCGCACAUGGGGCUUCAACGACAAAAACGUGACAUACAUCGACGGCGGGCUCCCACAGUACGGCGGCGAGGGCGCCGGCGCGACGGAGAUUGUUUUCCAGUGGUGGGAGAAUGGAAAAUCGGUGAUUGACCUCGAGCCGUUUGACAAGGUUGUGCGUGCGGCGGAGAAGACGGGGAUCAAGCUCAUUGUGGCCCUGACGAAUAACUGGGCGGAUUACGGCGGGAUGGAUGUGUAUACGGUUAACCUGGGGGGACAGUACCAUGAUGAUUUCUACCGCCUCCCCCAGAUCAAAAAGGCCUACAAGCGCUACGUCAAAGAGAUGGUCUCGCGCUACCGCAACUCACCCGCAAUCAUGGCCUGGGAACUCGCCAACGAGCCACGCUGCGGCGCCGACGGAGUACGCAACCUCCCGCGCAGCCCAGCGGGGUGCACCCCCGAACUAUUGACCUCCUGGAUCGACGAGAUGAGCACGUACAUCAAGCGGCUGGACCGGAACCAUCUGGUGACCUGGGGCGGCGAGGGCGGGUUCAACUAUGAGUCGGACGACUGGGCGUAUAACGGGUCGGAUGGCGGGGAUUUCGAGGAGGAGCUCAGAUUGAAGAAUGUGGACUUUGGGGUGUUUCACUCGUAUCCGGAUUGGUGGAGUAAGACGGUGCAGUGGACGGAUCAGUGGAUUCGGGAUCAUGCCCGGGUUGGCAGGAAGGUUGGGAAGCCGGUUGUUCAUGAGGAGUAUGGCUGGCUGACCGACGAGGGCCGCUGGAAUAACCUCGGGACGGUGUCGAACAUCACCCGCCUCGAGGCUGUCGGGGGCUGGCAGAAGAUCAGUCUAAAGGAGAAGAUGCCGGACAUGUACUGGCAAUUCGGGUUCUCUGGGUACUCCUACGGACGGAACCACGACGAUGGAUUCACCAUCUAUCUUGACGACGCCGAAGCCAAAGAGCUCGUCUACAAGCACGCGCGCGACGUGAACAAGCUCAACCGCCGCCAUUAG